This is a messenger RNA of Paramecium sonneborni, 1265 nucleotides long. The record is from the annotation of a GenBank genome assembly. NCBI's taxonomy places the organism in Eukaryota, Ciliophora, Oligohymenophorea, Peniculida, Parameciidae.
AUGUAAUAAUUUGAAGAAGAUGAAGAUAAUAUUGGUAAAGGAACAAGAAAAGUAAAAUUGAAUCAAGAAUAAUCUACCAGCAUUCCUUUGAUACCUGGAAUAUUAAAUAUGAUUUUCCAAUUUUUAACACCUUAAUAGUAUUAAUAAAUGAGAUUAGUAUCUCAUCAAUUUAAUGCAGUAGUUUAAUAGUUUAAUAAAAGUUUUCUAUUUACAAAUGUGUAAAAAGGAACCUUUCAAUAAUUCAAUAAUUUUAUCAGUAUUUAAUUAUAGAAAAUUAUAAUAGGGCAAUUUUCUUAAUUAACUAAAAUAAAAUUACCUCCAAUUUCUUCAGAAGAGCAUAAAUUAUGUGAUGAAAUAGAUCCUUAAUAUUUAACUUAGGUUAUUUUCAGUGAUUUCUUAAAUGAUUCAGAAUCUUAAUAAGCAUAUUUAAAAGAGUUUUUCUAAAAAUAUACUUCUAUUAUCUCAGUAGGAAUUAAUAAAUUUUAUUCUCUAAAAUGGUUGCCUCUUGAGAAUAUAAAAUAAUUAGAUUUAUCAACUGUUAUAGAAAUUAAAGAUAAAAGCUUUUUGGAACUUAGUAAAAAUUUAGUUUCUUUAAAUAUUCAUAUUUAAGAGAAAAACAACUUUUUUUCCACAGCUGAAUUUCCACCUUUAGAAUAAUUAAAGGUUUUAAAAAUCAAAUUGUGGGGACCUACAUUCAAAGAAGAACAUUAUCAAAAUUUCUUAAACUUUUUAGAAUCAAUAAAAAAUCUUGAAAUAUUGGAGUUGUUAUUUAAUACUUAUGAAUCAAAUUAAAUUAAAUAAGAUGUCUUUAAUGCAUUUAUUAAUAAGUUACCAAGUAUAGAAUUUAAUUUAUUUUUAGAUCUUCGUAUUUUAAAGGCAUUUUAUUGUUAUGAACAAAUUUAGAAUACUUAAUUUAAACAUAGAUUUGAUUAUUUAGUUAUUGAGAAUAAUAAAUUCAUUAAAUUAAAAGCUUUAGAUAUUCCAACUUUGGAAAUGCUAUUGGCUUUUACAAAUAUAUUGGAUAUAACUAAUUGUAGUUUAGAAGAAGAUAAUGAAAAACUUAUUUAGCAGUUUUUGGAGAAUUAAAGGGAAAAUCAAUCACAAAAAAAUGAAACUAUUUUAAAAGUAAUAAAGUAAUUAAUAUUAUAAGGUUUCAUUUGAAUAAAAUCAUAUAAAAGCCAAUAAUUAUGAGUUUCCAAUAGUCCAAAAAAAUAGCAAUUUCACAACUUUUUGGGAUUCUGGUUAUUAUUCAAUUUGAUGAUGGG